ACUGUGAGCUCCGUUCGUAUUUUAAAUUUUUCGGGAUGCUUGCCUUUCCACGCCCACCCUAGACAGUAGAGCGAUUGAACAUUCUAGUUUUGUCUAGACUAGCGCACUCGGAGUAGUUUAUUCUUAUCAAAUCAUUAGUUUAUCAGGUUGAAUCUUGGUCAUGCUGUAGCUGAUAAGAUUUGAACUUUAUACUCGUGAUAUUGCAGGUACUUUCAGCAGCUUCUGAUUAAUUUGAAGAGCAAGAGCGCGAGAUUUCGACUCUGUUUUCGACGGUGCGCAAUAAUCAACGAAGAGAUAUGAUAAAACUGAAAGAAGAAGUGGAUUUAACGGGGUAUACGCUCGUUCUUCCAUCAGUGGCUGUGGGCAAUGUCGGACAACUGGCUGUAGACCUCUUUAUAUCGAGUCUAAAUGCGAGAAGAAUAGGUUACAUUUGGUCUUCAGAAUUUAUACCAAUCUUCGGGCCCGAUCCUUAUGAUGAAAAUUCAUCUGACCUUUGCACGGCCCUAGAUGUAUUUUGCAGUCCAGAGAAAAAGGUCCUGCUUCUUCAGAUACGUUCGCCGCUUAUCAAAGAGCCUGUCAUAUUUUUUGACGAGUUGCAAAAUUUUAUUGCAGAAAAAAACAUUGCUAAGGUCGUAAUUUUAACCAGUAGUUACUCUCAUGAAAGACGAGAUCAUCAGAUUAGGACUGUUCCAUUACGUUACCUUGCGUCCCAGGAUAUAAUGUUGGAACACAGUGAAAAAUUCAACAGAUUGAAUUGGACGUAUCUCGAAAGUAAGGCAGUUGAAGAUGGAAGUAGUGAGGUUCUUGAAAUACCAGGUGGAGGGUUUGCCAAAGCCUUGUAUGAUGCAUUGUUGAAAAUUAAGAUUCCUUGCAUAGUUUUAUUGAGAUUUUGUUCUGAGGGAGACAAUGUUCCAGAUGCAGUAGAGCUGGCUAGUUAUCUUGAUCAGUGGCUACAGCUAUUCUCAAAAGAUGUUUCAGGCAAUUUGAUAAUAACAAAACCUCCAUCUUGGAAAUUUUUAUUUGGCAAUAACCCACCACUUGAAAUUUUUUAAGUAUGCUUUGGAGUAUUUUUGUGAAACAAAAUAAAUAUAUUUCAUAUCA
This is a messenger RNA of Athalia rosae (coleseed sawfly), 1101 nucleotides long. Its product is annotated as proteasome assembly chaperone 2. The coding region runs from base 297 to 1052 and encodes 251 amino acids. Gene Ontology annotation, cellular component: cytosol; nucleus. The record is from RefSeq and is a predicted model, not a curated record. The transcript is spliced from 3 exons. NCBI's taxonomy places the organism in Eukaryota, Metazoa, Arthropoda, Insecta, Hymenoptera, Athaliidae. Gene Ontology annotation, biological process: proteasome assembly.